CUCUGGAGACACAAAUAGACCGAGAUACUCUCAGAAAAAACGCGAAUCUUUUCUCUCUUUUUUCUUCAGUGGCUGCCUAUCUCCUCCUUCCUUCUCCAUACAUUCCAUCCUCUCUCUCUCUCUCUCUCAACUGCUAUGGCUUUCAGAGGAGGAAAUGCUUCCUCUGGCAUGGGUGUUGCUGCGGAUUGUCGGAACACAUUCUUGGAACUGCAGAGAAAGAAAGCCUUCCGCUAUGUGGUUUUCAAGAUUGAUGAGACAAAGAAAGAGGUGGUGGUAGAAAAGACAGGAGGCCCAGCUGAAAGUUAUGAUGAUUUCACUGAUGCAUUGCCUGAAAAUGAUUGCCGAUAUGCAGUUUACGACUUUGAUUUUGUGACUUCAGAGAAUUGCCAGAAGAGCAAGAUCUUUUUCAUUGCAUGGUCUCCUUCUGUGUCACGGAUCCGUGCCAAGAUGCUCUAUGCGACGACGAAGGACAGGUUUAGGAGGGAGCUGGACGGCAUCCAUUAUGAGAUUCAGGCAACUGACCCCACAGAGAUGGAGCUUGAAGUCCUUCAGGAGCGUGCGCACUGAGCACUUGCUUAAAAAGGGUUUGGCAUUUCAAAAGAAGUAGUGAGGGGUUUGGCAUUUCAAAAGAAGUAGUGAGGUUUCUUUCAGAAUCUAUGCAUUAUAUUUGCCUGACAAAAAAUAGGUGUAGUUUAAUAUAUUAUUAUAUUUAAUUAUUAGCACCUUGGAAGGCUGAUUAGGGGGUCCUGGCUUUUGUUUUCUUAUGCACGGGAAUUUGUGCUUCCUUAUUACCAUGAUGCUUCUCAGGUGAAAUUGGAUAUAGUUUUGGCAAAUGCUAAUUUGAUUCCUAUUAAGUUCUAUGAAUGAUCUCUCCUUACAUUA
Molecule: messenger RNA, 882 nt
Organism: Argentina anserina (silverweed cinquefoil)
Lineage: Eukaryota; Viridiplantae; Streptophyta; Magnoliopsida; Rosales; Rosaceae
Product: actin-depolymerizing factor-like
Exons: 3
Coding region: 136-567 (143 amino acids)
Biological process (GO): actin filament depolymerization
Cellular component (GO): actin cytoskeleton; cytoplasm
Molecular function (GO): actin filament binding
Source: RefSeq, a predicted model, not a curated record